GCUGGUUUUCACCAUGAAUUUUGAAGGUCUCGACCCCUCCCUUGCUGAGUAUGCUCCCCCGCUCCACCCCACGCUGGACCCCGUCCUGGACCCCCAUCUCAACCCCAGCUUGCUGCAGAACGUGGAGCUGGAUGCCGAGGGGGUGCCGUUAGAGGGUAUCGCGGUGCCGGAGUCGGUGCACCUCAUGGAGGGCAUGUACAGCGAGCUGCACACCGCCGUCUCUGAAGUGGGGGUGCCCGUCUCCGUCUCCCAUUUCGACCUGCACGAAGAGAUGCUGUGGGUUGGGAACCAUGGGGGCCACGCCACCUCUUUCUUCGGCCCAACGCUGGAGCGAUACUCCUCCUUCCAAGUGAACAGCAGCGACGACAUCCGCCAGAUCCAGAGCCUGGAGAAUGGUGUCCUUUUCCUCACCAAAACCAACCUGAAGUACAUGUCCCGAGGGGGCCUCAUCAUUUUUGACUACCUCAUGGACGAGUCCGAGGACAUGCACAGCCUCCUGCUGACGGACAGCAGCACGCUGCUCGUUGGCGGGCUGCAGAACCACGUCAUUGAGAUAGACCUCAACACUGUCCAGGAGACGCAGAAGUACACCGUGGAGGUUCCCGGCAUCACCAUCAUGAGGCAAUCAAACCGCUUCUUUUUCUGUGGGCACACCUCGGGGAAGGUCUCCCUGCGGGAUCUGCGCACGUUUGUGGUGGAGCACGAAUUCGAUGCGUACUCGGGAAGCUUGUCUGAUUUUGACGUCCACGGGAACCUGCUGGUGACCUGCGGCUUCUCCAGCCGAAUGAACGGCCUUGCCUGCGACCGCUUCCUGAAGGUGUAUGACCUGCGCAUGAUGCGGGCCACCACCCCGCUGCAGGUCCACAUCGACCCCUUCUUCCUCCGCUUCAUCCCCACCUACACCUCCCGCCUGGCCAUCAUCUCCCAGACAGGUCAGUGCCAGUUCUGCGAGCCCACCGGCCUCGCCAACCCCGCUGACAUCUUCCACGUGAACACCGUUGGGCCCCUGAUCAUGACCUUCGACGUCUCGGCCAGCAAGCAGGCCCUGGCCUUCGGCGACUCGGAGGGGUGCGUCCACCUCUGGGCCGACUCCCCGGAGGUCACCUUCAACGCUUACUCCCGGGAGACCGACUUUGCCUUGCCCUGCAUCGUGGACACGCUGCCCCACUUGGACUGGAACCAGGACCUCGUGCCGCUCUCGCUCAUCCCUGUGCCGCUGACCAGCGACACCCUGCUCUCCGACUGGCCCGCUGCCAACUCUGCCCCGGCACCCCGGCGAGCCCCCCCAGUAGAUCCUGAGAUUUUGCGCACCAUGAAGAAAGUGGGGUUCAUCGGCUACGCCCCAAACCCAAGGACCAAGCUCCGCAACCAGAUUCCCUAUCGGUUAAAAGAGACAGACAACGAGUUUGACAACUUCAGCCAAGUCCCCGAGUCCCCUAUUGGGCGGGAAGAGGAGCCACACCUCUACAUGGUGGCCAAGAAGUACAGGAAGGUCACCAUCAAAUACUCCAAGCUGGGGCUGGAAGACUUUGACUUCAAGCAUUACAACAAGACGCUGUUUGCGGGCCUGGAGCCCCAUAUCCCCAACGCCUACUGCAACUGCAUGAUCCAGGUGCUGUAUUUCUUGGAGCCGGUCCGCUGCCUGGUCCAGAACCACCUGUGCCAGAAGGAGUUCUGCCUGGGCUGUGAGCUGGGCUUGCUCUUCCACAUGCUGGACCUGUCCCGAGGAGACCCCUGCCAGGGAAGCAACUUUUUGCGGGCUUUCCGUACAAUCCCAGAGGCUUCAGCGCUGGGGCUGAUCCUGGCUGACUCGGACGAAGCCACAGGGAAGGUGAACCUGGGGCGGCUGAUUCAGAGCUGGAACCGUUUCAUCCUUACUCAGCUGCACCAGGAAACCCAGGAGCAGGAGGGACCGCAGGCGUAUCGGGGGGCUGGCAGCAGCAGCUUUGGGUCCUCGGGGGACUCGGUUAUCGGGCAGCUGUUCAGCUGCGAGAUGGAGAACUGCAGCAUGUGUCGCUGCGGCAAGGAAACCGUCCGCGUGUCCUCCACGCUGCUCUUCACCCUCUCCUACCCUGAGAGCACUGAAAAGCCGGUCAAAGAUUAUGAGUUUGCCCAAAUUUUAAAGCGAAGCAUCUGCUUGGAGCAGAACACGCAAGCCUGGUGCGAGAACUGUGAGAAGUACCAGCCCACGGUCCAGACCCGGAACAUCCGCUGCCUGCCGGACGUCCUGGUCAUUAACUGUGAGGUGAACAGCUCCAAGGAGGCAGAUUUCUGGAAGACACAGGCUGAGUAUGCCUUUCAGAGAGCCAUGAUGAAGAGAGGAGGCUUUGAGAUCACCAAAGGCAAAGAAAUCUCUCUGGGAGAGUGGAAGGAGCUGGGGAACCCCGACACGGGGCAUUCGUAUCCUUCCGUGGAGGAACUGAAGAACAUUUGGAUCCCCCAUGCCAUCAAGAUGAGGCUCACCAAGAGCAAGGAGCUAGAUGUCUGCAACUGGAGUGAGAACGAUGAGCUGAGCCCGACUGACGACCCCGAGUCGGUCUAUGUCUACGAUCUAAUGGCGACCGUCGUCCACAUCCUGGAUUCGCGCACGGGGGGCAGCCUGGUGGGGCACAUCAAAGUGGGAGAGACCUACCACCAAAGGAAGGAGGGAGUCACACACCAGCAGUGGUACCUCUUCAACGACUUCCUCAUCGAGCCUGUGGAUAAGUGCGAGGCGGUGCAGUUCGACAUGAGCUGGAAGGUGCCGGCUAUCCUGUACUACGCCCGGAGGAACCUCAACGCCAAGUACAACCUCGUCAUCAAGAACCCCAUCGAAGCCAGCGUGCUGCUGGCAGAGGCCUCCCUGGCUCGCAAGCAGCGCAAGUGCCACGCCACCUUCAUCCCCCUCAUGUUGAGCGAGAUGCCGCAGGCGGGCGACCUGGUGGGGCUGGAUGCCGAGUUUGUCACGCUGAACGAGGAGGAGGCUGAGCUGCGCAGCGACGGGACCAAAUCCACCAUCAAGCCCAGCCAGAUGUCGGUGGCCAGGAUCACGUGCGUGCGCGGGCAGGGCCCUAACGAGGGCGUCCCCUUCAUCGACGACUAUAUCUCCACCCAAGAGCAGGUGGUGGAUUACCUGACCCAGUACUCUGGGAUCAAGCCGGGAGACCUGGACGCCAAGAUCUCCUCCAAGCACCUCACCACUCUCAAAUCCACCUACCUGAAGCUGCGCUUCCUCAUCGACGUGGGAGUCAAGUUCGUGGGCCACGGGCUGCAGAAGGACUUCCGUGUCAUCAACCUGAUGGUGCCCAAGGACCAGGUGAUCGACACCGUCUACCUCUUCCACAUCCCGAGGAAGAGGAUGAUUUCCCUGCGCUUCCUCGCCUGGUACUUCCUGGACCUGAAGAUCCAGAGCGAGACCCACGACAGCAUCGAGGACGCCCGCACGGCCCUGCAGCUCUACCGCAAGUACCUGGAGCUGAGCCCGCAGGGCGCCGAGCCCGAGGACUUCCGCAAGGUGCUCAAGGGCCUCUACGAGAAGGGCCGCAAGAUGGACUGGAAGGUGCCCGAGCCCGACAGCCAGACGUGCCGGGCGCUGGUGGACGAGCUGGAGUGGGAGAUAGCCCAGGUUGACCCCAGGAAAACCAUCCAGAUGGGCUCCUUCCGGAUCAACCCCGACGGCAGCCAGUCGGUCGUGGAGGUGCCCUACGCCCGGUCGGAGGCACAUCUGACGGAGCUGCUGGAGCGGGUGUGCGAGAAGAUGAAGGAAUACGGGGAAAAAGUGGAUCCGUCCACGCACCGUAAGAGUUACAUCCGGGUGAUCUCCCACGACGGGACCAAGAUGGACCUCUCUGGGGUCAAAAUUGACGGAGACGUGGCUUCUAGCCUGAAGUUUGCGGUGCGUGCGGGGACUGGGUCCUUGUGGCGGCUGUCAGGUCUCAGCGCAGGUUUUGGGUGGCGGCACCCGCUGUGUUGGGCGGCUGCGGCCCUUCUAGGGACGCAGAAUGCGCCGUGUGUCCUCUUCGCCGCCCGUCACGCCAGCGCCGCCACGAACCUGAAAGAUGUCCUCGCCAGCCUGAUCCCCAAGGAGCAGGCGAAAAUCAAGAGCUUCAGGCAGCAGCAUGGCAGCACGGCCAUCGGGCAGAUCACGGUGGACAUGGUGUACGGCGGGAUGAGGGGCAUGAAGGGGCUGGUAUACGAGACCUCCGUGCUGGAUCCUGAUGAGGGCAUCCGCUUCCGUGGGUACAGCAUCCCCGAGUGCCAGAAGCUGCUGCCCAAGGCUGCGGGGGGAGAGGAGCCGCUGCCCGAGGGGCUCUUCUGGCUGCUGGUGACGGGAGAGGUGCCCACCCAGGAGCAGGUGAGCUGGCUGUCCCGCGAGUGGGCCCGCCGCGCCGCGCUGCCCUCCCACGUGGUGACCAUGCUGGACAACUUCCCCACCAACCUGCACCCCAUGUCCCAGCUGAGCGCCGCCAUCACCGCCCUCAACAGCGAGAGCAAGUUUGCUCGCGCCUACGCCGAGGGCAUCCACCGCGUCAAGUACUGGGAGUUUGUCUACGAGGACGCUAUGGACCUGAUCGCCAAGCUGCCUUGCGUCGCCGCCAAGAUCUACCGCAACCUGUACCGCGAGGGCAGCAGCAUCGGGGCCAUCGACCCCAACCUCGACUGGUCCCACAACUUCACCAACAUGCUGGGCUACACCGACCCCCAGUUCAUCGAGCUGAUGCGGCUCUACCUCACCAUCCACAGCGACCACGAGGGGGGAAACGUGAGCGCCCACACCAGCCACCUGGUCGGCAGCGCCCUCUCCGACCCGUACCUCGCCUUCGCCGCCGCCAUGAACGGGCUGGCCGGGCCCCUGCACGGCCUCGCCAACCAGGAGGUGCUGCUCUGGCUGACCAACCUGCAGAAGGAGCUGGGCCAGGAGGUGUCGGAUGAGAAGCUGCGGGAUUUCAUCUGGAACACGCUCAACUCGGGCAGGGUGGUGCCGGGCUACGGGCAUGCGGUGCUGCGGAAGACGGACCCCCGCUACAGCUGCCAGCGGGAGUUCGCCCUCAAACACCUGCCCAAGGACCCCAUGUUCAAGCUGGUGGCCCAGCUCUACAAGAUCGUCCCCAACGUGCUGCUGGAGCAGGGCAAGGCCAAGAACCCCUGGCCCAACGUGGACGCCCACAGCGGGGUGCUGCUGCAGUAUUACGGGAUGAAGGAGAUGAACUACUACACGGUGCUCUUCGGGGUCUCCCGGGCCCUGGGCGUCCUCUCGCAGCUCAUCUGGAGCCGGGCGCUGGGCUUCCCCCUGGAGAGACCCAAGUCCAUGAGCACGAAGGGCCUCAUGCAGCUCGUGGGCUACAAAUCUGGGUAA
Messenger RNA from Nipponia nippon (crested ibis), 5335 nucleotides. NCBI's taxonomy places the organism in Eukaryota, Metazoa, Chordata, Aves, Pelecaniformes, Threskiornithidae. The record is from RefSeq and is a predicted model, not a curated record.